GUGCACGUGCGUGUGUGCGUGUGCGUGCGUGCGUGUGUGUGUGUGUGUGUGUGUGUGUGUGUGCAGCUAGCGCAUCUGCGGGGCUGCGCGUCUCCUCAGGCCUGGCCCCCUGCGCUUUGCCACCCUGGGCACCCGCUGGUCUCCUGCGCGCAGUGGGCGGUGGCGGCUGCUCCCCCGCCCCCGCGGGCGGUGAGGCUGUGCCCCGUGUGUCACCGCCCACCCCGCCCGCACCCCGCUCUCGGUGCGGUGCGUGACUUAAAAUAGACACUGCUCCUCGCGGGUCUCCGUCUGGUGGCAGCGGUGGCAGGAGGAGCCCGCGCCAGAGAGUCUCCCUGGAGACGGACGCUGGUGCUGCCCACUGUCAGGCCGUGCCCCUGAGCUGCCCGGGGACCUGCCGCCUGCAAGAUGUGCCCUGGAAACUGGCUCUGGGCCUCCAUGACUUUCAUGGCCCGCUUCUCCCGGAGUGGCUCCCGGUCACCCGUCCGCGCACGGGGCGCCCUGGAGGACCUGCCAGCCGUGCAGCACCCCUUCCUCAGCGUCUUUGAGCUGGAGAGGCUGCUCUACACGGGCAAGACAGCCUGCAACCACGCCGACGAGGUCUGGCCAGGCCUCUACCUCGGAGACCAGGACAUAGCGAACAACCGGCGUGAGCUCCGCCGCCUGGGCAUCACGCACGUCCUGAAUGCAUCACACAGCCGGUGGCGAGGCACACCCGAGGCCUAUGAGAGCCUGGGCAUCCGCUACCUGGGCGUUGAGGCCCACGACUCACCAGCCUUUGACAUGAGCAUCCACUUCCAGACGGCAGCCGACUUCAUCCACAGGGCACUGGGCCAGCCGGGAGGUAAGAUCCUGGUGCACUGUGCCGUGGGCGUGAGUCGGUCCGCCACCCUGGUGCUGGCCUACCUCAUGCUUUACCACCAGCUCACCCUGGUGCAGGCCAUCAAGAAGGUCAAGGACCACCGAGGCAUCAUCCCCAACCGUGGCUUCCUGAGGCAGCUUCUGGCCCUGGACCGCAGGCUGCGGCAGGGACUGGAGGCCUGA
Molecule: messenger RNA, 1041 nt
Organism: Sorex araneus (European shrew)
Lineage: Eukaryota; Metazoa; Chordata; Mammalia; Eulipotyphla; Soricidae
Gene: DUSP26
Product: dual specificity phosphatase 26
Exons: 4
Coding region: 406-1041 (211 amino acids)
Biological process (GO): protein dephosphorylation; negative regulation of MAPK cascade
Cellular component (GO): cytoplasm
Molecular function (GO): MAP kinase phosphatase activity; protein tyrosine/serine/threonine phosphatase activity
Source: RefSeq, a predicted model, not a curated record